Molecule: messenger RNA, 624 nt
Organism: Dovyalis caffra
Lineage: Eukaryota; Viridiplantae; Streptophyta; Magnoliopsida; Malpighiales; Salicaceae
Source: the annotation of a GenBank genome assembly
AUGGGGACUGAGGUUUUAAGGCCACAAGACUGUCUGAUUGAAAGAAUCAGAGUUCCUCCGUGUCAUCGGAGAAAUUAUUAUCAUGGAAACGGAAACGGAAACUUUUCUAACCCUAACUUUUAUAGCUCUAACAACUACAGCAACCCUAGGUUUAAUAGAAAACCAGCACAGGUUCGGUCGGAGAGAUCGGACCAGAGAAAGAAACAAUCAGAGCCGUCGAUUUCGAAGAAAUCAGGCUCUGUUGAUGAUUUCAAAAUUUCCAGAAACAACAACAACAAAGUGAUGGAGAAAGUGACGAUUUUACGACGGGGAGAGUCGCUAGAUUCGAAGAUCAAGAGCAGCGAGACUACAUCCUUGAGGAAGUAUCAAGGAAAUGGUGGUGAUUUUGUUGUUACUAGCACAGAGCAAUUGGGUCCGGACCCCAAAAUGGUUCCAAAACAUAUCAGGAUCGUGAAUUUGGGGUCUCCGGUGGCCGGUAAUUGUGAUAUGUACGCCGGAUCGGCUUUUUCAGUGUCUCCGGCGCCGAGUUCGCUUCCUCUGCCAUCGUUUUCGAAGAAGAAGCAAGUUUCGAUUGAUGACUCAGCCACAAGAGACCUCAGGCGUUUGCUUCGACUCGAUUUUUGA